AUCGUGGUGCUGAGACCCCUCCCCUCAAUUAACGGGGGAGCUGAGACCGCCCCACCAUUAACGGAGGAGCUGAUACCCCCUCCCCUCCGCCCCCCAUUAAGGGUGGAGCUGAGAUAAUCCUUCUCCUUAAUGGUGAGGCUGAACUCCUGCUCGUUAACGGUAGAGCGGAGACUCCGUCUCCCCUCUGCCUUUAAGCAGGAGCUGUCACUACUCCCUUCAAGGGGGAGCUCUGCGCUGGGCCGCUCGGGCGGGACGCGGUGCUGGCUCUCACGGGCUGCUCUGUCCCGGCGGGAGGCGCAAGCCGUUGCGACAGGUACCGGCACCGGAUCGCGACCCUUCAUCCCGCAGAGCCCGGCAGGACGAGCCUCCGGGCAGACAGAGCAGAGCCCGAAGAUCGUUGAGGCCUCUCUGGUCUUCUGACACCUGGAGUUGCUGUCACUGAAGAACUACACAUGACAGAACCUGAGGCUGUACCGAGUACAGAAUUACCGAAUACAGCUCUUGAGCUCAUGCUCCACAGUUUCCAGAAUUAAAAAUCACAAAGCAAUCCAACAAGUUUCCAUCCUGGACUGUAAACCAAGACUGAAUUUCCAAGGCCUGGACAUUUUUGCUGAUUUCCAUUCAGUGUUCUUGUGCAAGGGAUGUCAAAAAAUACAACACAUACCUUGACUAACCCUCACUCAGCUCUUCUAGGUGUGUUCCUGGGGAGCAUUUCACUGAUCACUAUUGUCAUGAAUAUAUUAGUACUCUGUGCUGUGAAAACUGAAAAGAAGCUGCAAACAGUUGGCAAUUUAUACAUUGUCAGCCUCUCUAUUGCAGAUCUUAUUGUGGGUGCAGCUGUUAUGCCCUUGAAUAUUGUAUAUCUCCUCAAUUCUCUGUGGACACUAGGCUUAACAGCUUGUUUGUUCUGGCUGUCCAUGGAUUAUGUGGCCAGUACUGCAUCCAUUUUCAAUCUCUUCAUAUUGUGCAUUGACCGUUAUCGUUCAGUUCAGCAGCCACUGAAAUAUCUCAAGUAUAGAACAAAAAUGAGAGCAUUGCUAAUGAUUUUGGGGGUUUGGUUUCUCUCUUUCAUGUGGGUCAUUCCAAUCUUAGGAUGGCAUGUUUUUGCUAAUGAUGGGAAAAGGCUAGUAGAGAAAAACAAAUGUGAAACUGAAUUCUCUAAAGUCACCUGGUUUAAAGUGCUGACAGCCAUUUUCAAUUUUUACCUACCCUCUAUCAUGAUGCUAUGGUUCUACUAUAAAAUAUUCAGAGCUGUUCGAAAACACUGUCAACACCGAGAGCUCAUCAAUGGAUCAAAUCGGUCUUUCUCAGAAAUAAACUCCGUAUCUCAGAGUAAGGUGAAGGACAAGCGAAAUACUUGCCUUCAAAAGCAAAUCGUAGAUGAGAACAUCCCUCCCAAAGAGAAGCAAAGCUCUCCUCAGGCCGAAAAUACAGAGGCAGAGCUUCAUUUCAGUAAUCCUGACAUGUCUUCAAAGGCUUUUGCUACCAAGAGUAAUAGGAAGGUCCUUAAACGGAGCCGUUUUCCUCUCACCACUGCCCAGUCUCAGCCAGGUCUGGAUGAAGCAGGAAAGAACUAUAUGUGUGUAACAAAAGACAGCAAAAAUGAAGAGGAGCCUUGCUCCCAAGACAGUGACUUGAGUGAUUCCUCAGACCACCAUAGUUUCACAAAGCAGGAACCCCACAGAGAGUACUCCAGUCCUAGGGUCUGCAGUCCUCAGGAACAGACUGGGAGCAGGGAUUUCAGAGGACUCACUUACCUGAGGAAGACCUGGCAAAGUCUGCAUACCAGUUCCAAAAGGCACAUUAAAGGACUGCAUGGGAACAGGGAGAGAAAAGCAGCUAAGCAGUUAGGGGUCAUAAUGGCAGCCUUUAUGCUGUGCUGGAUUCCCUAUUUCGUAUUAUUUAUGGUAAUGGCUUUCGAAGGACCUGAACAAUUUUCAAAAUUACACAUGUUCACCAUAUGGCUUGGCUAUGUGAACUCCACCUUAAAUCCAUUCCUGUAUCCUCUCUGUAACCAGAAUUUCAAGAAGACAUUCAAAAGGAUCCUUCACAUUCCCUGAUAACGGUCUGGAGUUUUUGAGCUAUAAAGCAGCUGAAGGGUUCAACCGACCAAACCGUUCCAGUUUCAAAUACAAGCACCACAGAUAAAGUAGAAGACUCUGGAAAACUGUAAUUCAUAAACAAGUGUUCAUAGAAGUGGGAAAUGAGCAUUUAACAGCUCUAACACAUUUGCAGAACUAAUUCGGGUCAGGAAUCUGAAAAAUUCAGGGGCAAUCUCAGAACUGUUACACUGUUGUACGCAUUUUACAAUUGGAGAUCACCUCUGUCACCAUGUAGAACAAAACCUGGAGAUACAAAUAGAGAUCUCCAGUGAUUAUAAAUUAUUGAGCUACAGAAAAUGAAGAAACAGAAUAAGGUUUCUGUGACUGGCCAAAUAUAUUUUUCUCUUUCAAGUUACUCCCAUCAACCAUGUGAACACAUUGCUUGUGAAGGGAGACCUGCAAGAGGAGGUACUUUGUAUAGCCAAAGAAAGACGCCUCAACUGCUUGAAAAUAUCUGCCCUAUUUAUUUCUAGCUUCCUGUAAAUCAUAAACUCUGAAAUGCGGAGUCAUACUGUAACCUACCAUAUGUCUUUGAUACCAUGCUUGCUUUAUUUAUACCUGUACAUGUUAACCUCACUGAAAAAAAUAGUCUUUUUACGUCCUAGACAUUUUGCAAAGGCAUUCCAUACUCAAAACACUUAUCACUGUCCAUACAAGAAGCGUAUGCUGUAGUUUCUAAAAUUGCAGACCAUUGUUAAUUAUAGACUACACAUUUUCUUCUUACAAGCUGCCAAAUAACCUAAGUGUACAGUGGCAAUACUGCUCUGUAUAUCCUUAUCUUAUAGCAGGCAAACUCUUCCUGCUUUAAUGAGUCAAAGUCAAACUCGCAGAACAGAAAAUAAAAUACCUUAAGUAUGUUUGCAUUUUCUAUCUUUGACAUUUAAUUGUUUUUAUAAAUCAUGCUGUAAACGCUGUAAAACAUCUCAGGAGAAACACACAAUAAAGAAUACUUUAAGUUGGAAAAGUUCUUGGGAAGACAUCCAAAUACAAUCUGCAACUCAAAGCUGGGCUGGCUGUGACAGAACAUCAUGGUGCUCAGGGCCUCGUCCACAACUCGAAUGACAAGCGUCUGUACAAACAGCUUCAUCUGGAAAAGCUGGGAGGCAGCCUUCACAGACAAGUGCGCAGGUAAGCUUUACUCUACCAACUUUGAGCAUUCACUUGCUCAGCCAUUGAUUUAACUGUUUCCAACUGUUAACUACUUCUCAAAACCAGAUAUGCCCUGCCUUACACUAGGAAUCAAUCCCUCCUUCCUAAGUGUGGUGAGGUAUAUAUUUGUUCCCAAAGGAAGAAAACAUAACUCCUCAGCAAAAAAGUAGAGGCAUAUGUCAUGUGAGCAAACUUAUCAGGGAGCUGACCACAGAACAAUUAUACCAAAGGAGAUCUCGGAUUCUAUAGUAGGCACAUAGCUCAAGGCUGCGUGUCGCCUGUUAUGUAGCAUGCCAGUGAAGUGUUCGUUCUGAUUCUUCUGAUACGGAACUGAGGGAAACAUUUUGAACAAAUACUAUGGAGUAGGUUAGUUUUGAGAAGGAAUCUCAGGUGAUCCUGGGUAAUCCCUGAGGAAACAAAACCACAGCACCUUAAGUCAGCUACAGCUGAAAUACACCUACCUAAGGGCUACUUAUAGUUACCAGGAAGUCUGUCCUCUUGAUCAUGACAAUUGUGUUUUCCGACUUUAAAAUGUAUUAAUACAUGAAACAGCAACCUGAACAAAAUCAGUGAAAACUGGUGUAGAAUUUAUGAGGUUUAUAACAAAGAAUGCCACUGGUACAAUUACAGAACGUUCAAAGACAGAGCAGCUAAAACUAGGCAAAUAAAGCUGCCUGUAUUUUAUAUCCCCCUUCAUUUUUAUCCAUAAUCUUAGUGUAACUGUGUUGAUAAGAAAGAUAGGGGAAUUUGUCACAGUAGGCUUCUCUGAUGUGGUAGCUAUAAUAAAGUAGGAAAAUGAGAUAGUGUGUAUUUUAAACUUCCGAUUAGCAAGGUAUUUAACAGUAUUUACCAGUUUAUUGUACUGAAUAUGCAAUUCAAAUAGCUCUGGAUAUAAGAGAAGCGGAGGAAAGCAAUUAGGCUAAGGAAUGGAGAAGCCUACUGCCACGUAGGGCCAAACCUCGAGAGAAUAGUCCAGGUGUGGUUUCCUGUAAAAUAUUUUCAGUGUUUUCCAGCGAAUAAUCAAGGUCAGAGGACACACAGCUUUCAGAGAACGUAACAAAUUUCUUGUAGUUUCUUGGACUGGAGUUCUGCUUUGAUUAAGGUGUGGUGAGAACAACCAGACCCACUUGUAAGAGCCAGAAAAAUACAUUCUCACAUUUUUUUCUGUGUCGAUGGUGACAUCUAGUGGAUAAUGACAAGGAUUCUGGGCUUCUGCAUCAACUACUGUGUAUCAUGGAAGUUUAUUAAAGGAGUGCGAUUUGCAAGUGGAUCCUGCCAUUUAGUUUGUGUUUCUUUUCCCACGUUAUUUCCAGGAAAUGUGGCACUCAAUAAAGGAAACAUUAGUGUAGGUGCACGUUUUGGCUUCAUUGCAUCAUCUAACGGGACUGCGUUACAUUCUCUGUAUGAUGCACUUUGUGAUAGCACAAUACAUGAAAAUGACUAAAAGAUUCACUUUAAAAAUGUAUUUCUAAUCUUAAGAUAUCAAUAUAGAAGCACCGUGGACAUCUCUGAACGGUUCUAGAGCGAGUCCCGAAUCCUGCAGAUUGCUGCCCGCAUCUUUCCACUGUUGUCAAGGGUGCUAGAGGACUCGCCUCCCAACUUUGAUGGGAUGGCUUAAGUUCCUAAAGUUGCGGUGUAAGAAUACACUUGAAAGUUUCAGUCCAUGUAUUCCAUCCACCAGAAAGAGAAUUAGUUCACCUGGAAAUGCCCGGCUAAGUCUAAAUACAAUGUAUACAUAGUCACUUAUUUUCUUCAUUGAGCACAAUGACAAAAUUAUGACUUUUCAUGAAAUUGUCUGUUGAAGAAUUGGGAGGCAAAACGAAUAAUUAAGGUUAACACUGUGUGAGAAAUAGAUCACGAAAAUAGUUUACGCUGCUCCUGAUAUCAAAUUCCAAAUAAUCUUUGAAAAUUAUACUUACCUGACACUGGAAUAAUUUCUACAGGGUCAUCGUGCAGUCUGACAUAGAAAUACAAAAAAACCAUCUCUUGGAUGCACACUCUAUACAGGCACAGACACAUUACUACACAAACCAGGCUACUACAAAAUUGCCAUUUGAGUUCUCGACCAGUUAAAAAGUGUAAGAGUCCUCAUUGAGAGAGAAGUAUGUUUGCCUAUGGUAAUGGUUAAAACCAUAUUAACAUCUGCUAAGCCUAACUGUUUUCAUUUUUAACAAUAUUGCUAUCCCUUAUCAUUUUGUUACCUUUACCAAGAUACCUUAUCUUUAAACUCUGAUACUUUUCCAUGAAAAUAUGCUUUAGAAGAAAUACACAGCACCCAUUGCUAUACAUUGGCACCGUGUAAUUCAAAUGAACGCCUACUGUGUAAUAAAUAUGAAUGCCCUGAGUAAAAUCAAAUGCUUUUUGUUCUAAUCGGGCAUAACUUAGUCUUCAGAAACAACAGUCAGACCUGGGAACUGAACGCAGGUCUCCUGCCUUGCAAUCCAAUUUCCUCAGUACUAAAUAGGAAUAAUCACCCUUGGAGCGAU
Messenger RNA from Cuculus canorus (common cuckoo), 5737 nucleotides. It is a transcript of the gene HRH1, whose product is annotated as histamine receptor H1. The transcript is spliced from 3 exons. Gene Ontology annotation, molecular function: neurotransmitter receptor activity; G protein-coupled serotonin receptor activity; histamine receptor activity. The coding region runs from base 642 to 2060 and encodes 472 amino acids. Gene Ontology annotation, cellular component: membrane; dendrite. NCBI's taxonomy places the organism in Eukaryota, Metazoa, Chordata, Aves, Cuculiformes, Cuculidae. The record is from RefSeq and is a predicted model, not a curated record. Gene Ontology annotation, biological process: chemical synaptic transmission; regulation of vascular permeability; positive regulation of vasoconstriction.